GAAGCGUUGUAUUGAGUCCUUGUGUAAGUGUCGCAACAGGCCUGUGAAUGCCUGCGCUUAUUUCUCGCGUCCCAGCGCUAACUGAGGCACACACACACACACACACACACAGGAACACGCGCACGCACCAACAGGAUCUUUACAAGCAGCAUGCAUUAACUCUGUGUACCAUGUAAUUCUGGUGACCUACAGUGUAGCCUUUACGGAGCUGAAGGUACAGCACAUCAGCUUGGUGGCUCACGGCUUUAGUGAGUGCUUCCUGGCUUGAAUGCGACUCGAUUGCAGCUGGAGCAUGUCCAUUGCAGGCUUGACUGCCCAGGAGAUUUGUUUACCCCCACAAAGCCUUUUCCUGCAUAGCAGUCAAUGCCAUAGCAUGUCCAAAGCCAAGUCCUCCUGGAAAUACGACCAUGAUCUUGACAACUUCUACUUCAGUGUCGAUGCCUCUGUAAAUUGCAAUGUCCAAUCCAGGCAACAAGUGCCAUCGUUCUUAGCAGGAGACAAACACAGAGUCCAUUCCUGUUCCCUGCAAAGUCCCGGAGCCCAGCCGUUGCCUCCCAAAAAGUCCCGACCCACACAGCUCUGCAUAUCCUCCACAUUUGUCACUCACACCCCCAGCCCCGUCGAAGAUGACCAGGUGGUCCCUGGCUUGCAACGUCUCUCUGUAUCCGACCGUAUCUCACCUCCUCAGACGCCUAGCCGGGCAGUGAAACCUCUUCCCCCAAUCCCUUACUCUGUGGACUUAUCUCUUGACCAGACUGUGGACAACGAGGUCGAGUUCAUUGCUGGUGACGACAGUCGUUGUUUGGUAUCCGAUUCUUGUCCGAAACCUUCCCACUUCCGCUAUGGUAUGCACAGUCGACGGAGUUUUAGGGAAUGCGGACAAAUCAAUUAUGCCUAUUUUGAAGGGCCAGUACCCCAUCAAAAGCAGCAACAGCAGCAGACAAAGAAAAAACAUGAACACGAGUCUCAGGAAAGCCUUCUUCCGCAACAAAGGGAACCAGAACAACACAAACAGCAUCAGCAAAAAGCGACAUGUCUGCAGCAGCAGGAGCGAACCCAGCGCAAGCUCCGGCGCUCCCAUUCAGGCCCCGCAGGCUCCUACAAUAAACCCUCAGCCCUUCGCCUGUCCUGUCAUCAACGGAACACCCGCGACCUGGACAAACCCGAAGUCCCUCCUCGGGUCCCCAUUCCCCCGCGGCCCGUCAAGACCGGCGACUACCGCCGCUGGUCAGCAGAGGUCACUGCUGGGAUGUGCAGCGAUGAUGACCGACCUCCCAAAGUACCCCCUAGAGAACCUCUGUCCAGCAGCGUGCCCCGUGCGCCGAGCCCCAAGAGCCUCCCCAUUUACCUCAACGGGAUCAUGCCUCCCACGCAAAGCUUUGCCCCAGACCCCAAAUACGUGAGCCGAGGUCUGCAGAGACAGAACAGUGAGGGUUCCCCGUGCAUUUUACCCAUCAUGGAAAAUGGCAGGAAGGCCAGCACUACGCACUAUUUCCUGCUCCCGCAGCGGCCGACGUAUCUUGACAAGCACGAGAAGUACUUUGUGGACAGUGCUGCGAGUCGAAGGACUGAGGCGUCUGGCUCCAGUCUGGACUGGUCAUGUGACAGCAAGAAGAAAACACACUCAGAACUUGUAUAAGGCAAAGUUUAUAGGACAUGGACAAUGCUUCGUUGUCUGAGAAUCAGGAGGACUCUUCUGCUGUUCCUAAGCAGUUGUUAUAGUUGUUAUAGAGUUACUCUAGUUUUUGGAGAAAAAAAAAGUAGGAUAAGUUCCAUACAACAUGCAGUUACUGAUGUUUUUGGUGGUGUCGUUCAAAAAAUGGAGGCACAGCGGUGGUAGAAGUGCUGCUGCGAAGGCACUGGUCACUCAAUAACAUCCCAGAAUGGUUAUCUUUUAUACAUUUUAUUAGCUCAAUGUUCAUUAUGUGAAAGCCAAGUGUUUAAAAUGCAGAUUAUGGUGCAGUCGAUGGGUAUGAGCUGGUCUGGUACCUCAUUUUAUUCAGUGUUUUUGUUUUGUUUUUUAAAUUUUUACUUUACAGACUAUGUUGCUAGUAGUCAGGUAUUGCUUUGAAGAUUGCUGCUUCUGUGGCCGGCGGUGAAGCUGCGGAGGGACGCUGAGUCAGUAGAGCAUCUGUUCAGUUUGUGUUGAACAUUAAAUAUGAAGUACACCAAGGCCAAGUUAUUGUGUGGCCGGAAUGAAGGAUAUUCCAUAUAACACCUGACUGUUUUAUUGUGAAUAAAUAGGCAUGAAGUUGGAAAUGUAUGCUGUUUAGCCUCCUGGAUCACUAGUGCUCUUAGCUGUUGUAUGGAAGCUCUGUGUGUUUGUGAGUGUGUGUGUGUGUGUGUGUGUGUGUGCUUGUAUGUGUGUGUGUGUGUGUGUGUAAGUGAGAAUGCAUACGGAUGGUCCAUCUUUGUGGCUUACCUUUGUCAAUUUUGAUUGUAAAAACUACGAUGUGCAUGUUACAUAGGAAUGGCUUAAAUGUAGCAUUUGUGUUCACGGUUUUGCACGGACAAUAUUUGAAAUUUCUCAACACUUCACAUUCAGGAAAUGCACCCACAAUAUAUAUAUUUUUUGGCUGAAAUCAGGCGUAAACCAAGCUUAAUGUUGCUGAUUAACUGCAGUUGCUGCAGGUUUCUUUGAUAGAAUAUGCAAACAACAUUAGAUGUGAUGGUUCCUUAUAAACCCAGGCUGGCAGUGAUAACAUACAAACCUGGCUUGUAUAAACAGGAGCUCCUCCCUCAUGUUCCUGUUUUAAAUUGCAGAAUUACUUGUAAUGUGACUUUUGAAAUUUUGGAGGCAAUCUAUUUAAAAUUUUUAUCUAUUGCCUUUUACAAAGUGAAUUAGAAAAACAAAAAAAGCAAAUCUAACCUAUAAUCUUUACCCCAUUUUUAAAGGAAAAAUUCCAGGUGUAAAAUUGCCCUCAUGUGUUUCCCAUGAAUACAUAGAGUUUUUGAGUUUCUUUCUGAAGCUUGGCCCUGCAUUUUAUUUUUGCGCGACGUGUGUUUUUAAACCCGGCCGUGCUCUCUAGCCGUUGUCUUUGAAUAACUGCAAACAAGCUGUGAAUCAGAGUUGUGAAUAGGCCUGUCCUACCUCCCAUAAUGGGAAUGAAAAAUCAUUCUCUUUAUUAAUAUCCCAUUAUCUCGGAACGAUAACGAAUUAUGCAUGGACUCAGUAGACAAAGCGUUUACUAUCUGAAGCCGUUUCCUCUUCGAUGUACUUCCAAUAAUACCAUUAGCUCUCAAUUUUUGAUUACACAGUGACCACUCACAAAAUUAGGAACCUUUCCAAAAACCUUCUGUAUUCAAACCCGUAUACAUAUCUCUGUCCAUGUCUAAUACAAUUGGCUGAGUCAAACAAAACAAAACAGACUUUCCUGUUCUGUGUACCUGCAUACCUAUCAGACGUGAUUGCUGUGGGUGUGGGCCUCAGAGACUUUGGCUGCUGGCAGCGGGUAAAUGAGAUGUUUUAUUGUUAUAUAUUGUUAUAUAAUGGUUAUACACCAUUGUGAUUACUCAGUAAAUGUAGCAGGUACAUCAUAGUUACCUUGAAAAUAAUGAUUUAAAAAAAAAAAAACAGGCUCUGAGGUCAGUCAUCUACACAGAGAUCAGGAACGUAUGUAGCCAAUGCCACUUUGUUUUAAUUUUUGUAUUGUCCCUUGUUUUUAAUUUUUUUUAAAUAAUUUUACAAAAUUCAUUUAUCAGAAGAUGUUUACAUUGUACUAUUUAAUCUUUGACCUGUUUUCCAGUGUCUUAUCUAAAAAGAAAUGAAGGCAAAUUCAAGAAGAAAUGAUUGAUGUUCUCUGCUGUCGUGUGGAACAAGCGAAAAAAUGCACUGAGAGAGAGCAGUAUAUUGUGAUGUGUAAAAGUAUUUUAACACAGUCCUUAGCUACACUGAAUAGUGCUGUGUGUAGUAUAGCUCUUAAAGAAGAAGAAGAAGAAGAAAGAAAAUAAACACUUAUUUAUGACCCGUGUUUGGUCUUAAA
Ictalurus punctatus (channel catfish) is the source of this 3983-nucleotide messenger RNA. RefSeq names its product ERBB receptor feedback inhibitor 1a (gene errfi1a). The transcript has 4 exons. Gene Ontology annotation, cellular component: extrinsic component of cytoplasmic side of plasma membrane. Lineage: Eukaryota; Metazoa; Chordata; Actinopteri; Siluriformes; Ictaluridae. The record is from RefSeq and is a predicted model, not a curated record. Gene Ontology annotation, biological process: regulation of keratinocyte differentiation; negative regulation of epidermal growth factor receptor signaling pathway. Bases 269 to 1639 code for a protein of 456 amino acids.